AUGAAGUGUUUUUUUGCUAUUUGUUUAUUUGCUUCCAUUUUAUUAAUCUCCUUCACUUCUUUUUCCAAUCGAUUUAUAUGGUUUAGUCCAUGUUCAGAUUGCGGUGCCAUAAAUAUUCACACUAGUUAUGCUUAUAGUGCUACCGUUACAAAUAAUGUCAAAGAAAAAGAAGAAAUUACAAACAUAACUCAUAUUUUAUUUGGCAUUGGAGGGUCCGUUAAGACAUGGAAUAAUCGCAAGAAUUAUUCGGAUUUAUGGUGGGAACCAAAUGUGACUCGAGGGUUCGUAUGGCUCGAUGAGAGGCCCGGAGAAAACGAGACGUGGCCUGAAUAUUCACUCCCCUAUAGGGUCUCGGAGGACACGUCAAGGUUCAAGUACACGUGUUGGUUUGGUGAUAGGUCAGCAGUGAGGAUCGCGAGGAUUGUGAAGGAGAGUUUUGAAUUAGGGUUAGAGAAUGUGAGAUGGUUCGUUAUGGGGGACGAUGAUACGAUAUUUUUUACGAAGAAUUUGGUGACGGUUUUGGGUAAAUAUGAUCAUAAUCAAAUGUAUUAUAUUGGUGGGAAUUCGGAAAGUGUGGAACAAGAUUUGGUGCAUUCUUAUAGUAUGGCUUAUGGUGGUGGUGGAAUUGCUAUUAGUUAUCCUCUUGCAGAGGUGCUCGUAAAGAUUUUAGACGAUUGUAUUAAUCGAUAUCAUGAUUUCUAUGGUUCUGAUCAAAAGAUUGGUGGAUGUAUGGCUGAGAUUGGCGUUCCUCUCACUAAAGAACUCGGAUUUCAUCAGAUGGACAUACAUGGUAGUCCACGAGGGCUUUUGGCAGCGCAUCCAUUGGCACCAAUUGUCUCACUACACCAUCUAGGCGUUAUACAUUCUCUAAUUCCACUAAUGGAUCGAGUCGAUUCGAUGAAGAAGGUAAUCGAGGCAUAUAAAAAAGACUCAAGUCGAACAAUGCAACAAAGUUUUUGUUAUGAUCUAAAGAAAAAUUGGUCGUUAUCAGUAUCAUGGGGAUAUUCGAUUCAAUUAUAUCCAAGUUUAAUGAAUGCUAAGGAAUUAGAGACACCAAUGAGGACAUUUGAGACAUGGAAAGGGUUUGAAGAGCCAUUCACGUUUAAUACUAGGCCAAAUUAUAUAGAACCUUGUCAAAGGCCUAUAGAGUAUUAUUUGGAUCGCAUUUUUGAGCUCGAUAAUGGUGAAACUUUGACGAGUUAUAAGAGAAUUGGUGAUUAUAAUAAGCAAUGUGAGAAUGAAAAUUAUACACCAGCAUUAGCAAUUCAAAUGGUUAAUGUCACGGCCCCUAUUUUAUCUCCCCAAGUAUGGAGACAGGCACCACAUAGGCAAUGUUGUGAGGUGAUUAAUGGUGAAGAUGAUAGUACUAUUGUUGACACUGUCCUACAAAUCAGAAUUAGAAGUUGCAAUAAAUGGGAAUCAACAACAUUGCCCUUUUGA
Solanum dulcamara is the source of this 1440-nucleotide messenger RNA. RefSeq lists its product as uncharacterized. Gene Ontology annotation, molecular function: acetylglucosaminyltransferase activity. The transcript has 3 exons. The record is from RefSeq and is a predicted model, not a curated record. Bases 1 to 1440 code for a protein of 479 amino acids. Lineage: Eukaryota; Viridiplantae; Streptophyta; Magnoliopsida; Solanales; Solanaceae.